Molecule: messenger RNA, 288 nt
Organism: Didymodactylos carnosus
Lineage: Eukaryota; Metazoa; Rotifera; Eurotatoria; Philodinida; Philodinidae
Source: the annotation of a GenBank genome assembly
AUGUCAUCUGUUUCAUCACUGUUAUCGAUGGCUAUCAUACCAUUGCCAGUUCUUACUUCAGCUGAUACAACAACUUUAGUUGGUAUCACGACCGACAUCACAGUAGGUAUAGGUGUAGCAACAGCGAGCAUUAGUACAGAAACAGUAGCAUCACCACAAACUACUGCUGUCAUUGAUCGUGACAAAAUAAAUCUCGAGUCACAUCAACUGGUUUGGUUGGAUGCCAAUGUUAAUAUUACUGAACACACAACGAUGGUGACUCCUAAAGGUUUACGUAACAUUCAUUAG